AUGAUCGUAUGGGCGCAACUUCCGGCCUUGAAGAUCCAUUUCUAUCAUAGGGAGGUGCUAACCACUCUGGGGAACUUGAUCGGUAGAACUAUCAAACUAGAUUACCACACCCUGACCCAGCAACGAGCAAAGUUUGCCCGAAUUGCGGUGGAGGUGGAUCUUUCGAAGCACCUGGUUCCUCGAAUAUGGCUGGAUGAUGCUUGGCAAAAGGUGGAGUACGAGAAUCUCCCGGAAGUGUGUUUUGAAUGUGGCAAGAUUGGCCACUCCGCCGACGGUUGCCCACUUCUCCGACUCCCACAGGCAGCUGGUCUAUCCGACAUCGUCGUUGGUGGUGCCGGCGGAGUCCCGACGGCGGAGGUGUCGGAAGAGAAUCCCGGCUUUGGGCCCUGGAUGUUGGUCAGUCGGAAGUCAAGGCGCCAUUCGAGGGAUCUUCCUAGGAAAGGAAACUCGGAUCCGGACUUGUCGCGUUCAACCCAGGGAUACUCUGCGCGGAAUGGGAAAGUUGGUGCGGGCAAUGGAGAAAAGGAAAGUGGGAAGCAGAUUUUGGAGAAAGGUUUUGAGGGAUCUGUGCAACGGGUGGCUAGCCAGGAAAGGAAGGAGAUUAACGGGAAGAAAGGUAACGAAGUGUCCCCAAACAUUAGCCGGAGUAGAGCAGGGGAGCUAAGUAGGAGAGCCGGGAUUCCGCUGAAGGCUAACCUUGGGCGCUAUCUGGGGAUCCAUGCGAUCCAAGAAAGGGUUACUAAAGGGCGGUACCAGCUGCUCCUCCUCCAGAUCCAGAAGAAGAUGGCUCAUUGGAAGGCUAAGCGGCUAUCUUUUGCGGCCCGUCUCACGGUUGCCCAAUCUGUGAUAGCCUCCCUUCCGGUUUAUACUAUGCAUACUGAACUCAUUCCGAAAGGUGUUUGUCGCAGUAUUGACAGGUUAAGUAGAGAUUUUGUGUGGGGACAUGAAGAGGACAGGAGCAAGAUGCACCUCGUUGCCUGGGACAGGAUGACUCGCCCAAAGCUACAGGGGGAAGUGGGGCUCCGGGACACUAGGCAAGCUAACAUAGCCCUGCUUGCCAAGAGUGGGUGGCGCCUAAUUAAAGACAAGAACAGUCUCUGGACUCGGCUGAUGCACUCUAAGUACGGGCGUCAUCAUAGUCACCUCGAUAUCCUCAGGCCUAUUAAGGGAAGUUCUUUUGCCUGGAGAAGUUUCACGAAAGCUGCUCAUCUCCUAAGGAGGGGUUGCGCUUGGAAUGUUAAGAAUGGUGUUCGCACUAAUUUUUGGAAUGACUUAUGGGUUUUGCAGGUACUGCUUAAGGAGGUUGCUUUGGAAAGUAUCCCGGCGGAUCAAGAGGGAGCUGUGGUGGCUGAUUUCGUGGACGAGGAGGGAAGAUUGUUACCCGAACUCUUUUUCCAUUUGCUCCCAGCGGACACUACCCAGGCUAUUGUCAGUAUCGCGGUGGAUAAGAUAUCGGAAGAAGAGUAUACUCUUUUUUGGGCACCUGCUGCGGAUGGGAAGUUCAGCGCCAAAUCGGCUUUCUCAUUGCUUCAUCAACUGCCUCCUGACCCAGAUGAGAAGGUUUGGAAGGCCAUAUGGAAGCUGCCUGUGCCGGAAAGGGUAAGAAGCUUCAUGUGGCUGACUUUUUCAGGAAGGAUUGCCACUAGGAAGUUGUUGUUCGAGAGGAAGGUGGUGGACGAGCCCUUCUGUUCGCGAUGCCCAGGUCAGCAUGAGUCCAUUCUUCACUGCCUGCGCGACUGCCCCCCGGCCAUGUUUGUUUGGUCACGCCCGGUACCGCCUCAGCAACAUCAUGCGUUCUUUAGCAUGAAUGCGCACACCUGGCUCAAAGAGAACCUCCUUAGUAGCAGCCUCACUUCGACAGAUAUUCUUUGGCCUGCCUUCUUCGCGAUUACGGCGUGGUGUCUCUGGAAGAAUCGCUCUACUGCCUGCUUCAAAGGCUUGGCCACAGCUCUUUCACCUUCUUCUCUUGAGAACUCCAUUGUUGCCCGUGCUAAACUUUGGAGCAAUGCGUGGAAGGCCCCUGACCCUCUCCCCAACAGAAGGAAUCAGCCGCCCCAGCGGAUCCUGGCGCAGAUCGGGUGGAAGCCGCCGCCCGAGGGUUGGAUGAAGUUGAACGUUGAUGGUGCGUCCAGCGGUAAUCCGGGGCCGGCCGGGGCUGGAGGUACUCUUUGA
This is a messenger RNA of Linum tenue, 2172 nucleotides long. Lineage: Eukaryota; Viridiplantae; Streptophyta; Magnoliopsida; Malpighiales; Linaceae. The record is from the annotation of a GenBank genome assembly.